AUGUCAGAGGGAAAGGCUACGUCAGAAAUAACAAAGGUGAUUCUUCCUAUACCGUUUUUACUUGAACAACAAGACGUUCACCAAGAUAGUUUCGAAAAUUUGGAAUUGGAUACAAACAUAUCAUCAUCAGCAACGACAGAUAACCAUCAGCCAGCUAUAGCGCAGAAACAAUCAUUGGUACAAUGCCAUCCACCCAAUUUACAGCAUCAAAAACAUGUUGAACUCGCUAAACAGCAACCACCGUUAAGGGUCAAAAGACAAACACGAACGAGGAAUUACAAAGUAUACAAUGGCAAGUCCAUUUUCUUUUGCGGUGGACGCUUUUUGACAAGCAGAGCAUUUUGGGCAUUUAGUAUCUCGAUCGCCUUUUUGUUAGUGCCGUCUAUUUUAUUCCUCAUUUUUACCUGUCCUUGGUUAUGGCAUCAUAUAUCACCAGCAGUACCUCUUAUAUUCGUAUACCUCUUUUGCUUAACCCUUACGUCAAUGUUGAAAACCUCGUGGACGGAUCCUGGCAUCCUACCUAGGAAUUUGGAUAUGGACAGCCUUAUCCAUGGUAAUGAUGCUUACAAUUAUCGAUAUUCAGUAGAUGUGGAUCGUUUCCCAUUACCCAAAGAAGUGACGAUCAAAGGAACUUCUGUUCGAUUAAAGUACUGUGAGACAUGUUGCAUCUAUAGACCACCCAGAGCAAGUCACUGUAGACAAUGUGAUAAUUGUGUAGGCAGCUUCUUUAUUGCAAUAUUUUGCUUCUUGCUUCUCUUUCCUAUUGGAUGCUUAACAGGCUAUCAUUGCUUUUUGGUAAUGAGAGGAGUCACUACUCACGAGCAGCUUCGUGCUAAUUUAGCGUCUACGCCUUUUGAGGAUCACCCUUUUGAUUUUGGCAACCCUUUCAAGAAUAUGCUUCAUGUAUUAUGCAGGCCUCAUAACAAAAGUUAUAUUGCAAGACGAAAAUUUGCAGAGGAAAUUGUAGACAUUACUGUUAAUUCAUCCAACCUUUCUACAGCUACUCAAGGAGAAAUCAAUCAAGUGUCAACAUUUGAUACAAUGGCAGGCUCCAAUGUCCCACUUCACUCAAAACAAGCUUAA
Messenger RNA from Mycotypha africana, 1083 nucleotides. RefSeq lists its product as uncharacterized. Gene Ontology annotation, cellular component: endoplasmic reticulum; Golgi apparatus. The record is from RefSeq and is a predicted model, not a curated record. The transcript is spliced from 6 exons. Gene Ontology annotation, molecular function: protein-cysteine S-palmitoyltransferase activity. Gene Ontology annotation, biological process: protein targeting to membrane; peptidyl-L-cysteine S-palmitoylation. Bases 1 to 1083 code for a protein of 360 amino acids. Lineage: Eukaryota; Fungi; Mucoromycota; Mucoromycetes; Mucorales; Mycotyphaceae.